UGACAGGUGCUAAUCUCGAACUGCGCGAGAUGAUAGCGUUAUUUAACCAAAGUGACUUAUGGCGGGAAAUUUGUACUUUCUGUUUAAUUUUGAAAGAUAAUUAUAUUAAACAAUUAACAGUUUGUCUAGUUUUGUGUACGAUUUUCUGUAUUUAUUUAAGGAGAGUGAAACUUAAAUUAAACUCUCCACCAUGUUGUCGUGGCUGGAUUCCUUUUCUUGGAUGUGCUCUGGAUUUUGGAAAGAGUCCACUCACGUUUAUUGGACAGAAAAAGGAUGAGCAUGGCCCUUUAUUUUCGGUGUACGUGGCUGGUCAGACCCUCCAUAUCCUCACAGACCAAACCAUGUAUCAAGUUUUCUUUGAGUCACCAUGCCUUGACUUUGAGCUCACUGUCUUUGACGCUAUUACAAAAGCAGGACUGAUUAAUAAGGACAAAUUUAUCGAGCGUCACUCGAAACUCUACCAUGCCGUGAAGGGUACGCUUUCCCCACUGAGACUUGACGAUGUGACAGGGGCUAUUUGUGGCAAGUUUCGGAAACAGUUUGACGUCUUUAUCCCGAAAGAGGAGAGGUUCGAGCUGUACGGGAUGGUGAAGCGCUGUAUGUACGCACCCAUCGCAGAAACGCUGUAUGGAGAUUGUGGAUUCUCUUUCGAUGACAAGCAAAACUAUCUCCAGUUUAUUGAGCAGUUUGAAUGCUUCGACGAGAACUUCGAGCUUGGUGUACAACUGCCAUCUAUCUUUAGCCGGAAAUGGACGCAAGCAAGAAACGGCCUUCUGAAGAGAAUGAGUGAAAAGUUUUUCAAAAGCACACACAAGGAUAACAUGACCCUGUUGGAUGAACUUAACAGCGUAACAGGAGAGGAUGCCCCAAACUAUGCUGUGCUUGUGAUGUUGGCCGCGUUAAGCAAUGCUGUUCCGAUUGUGUUCUGGGCCAUAGCUAGAAUAUUAACUGAUGAACGAGUGAAACAGAAACUUUACCAGGAGUUAAAUGAACUUCGAUCAGAAAAGCCAAAUAAUGACUUUGACUUGAGUUUCGAGGACCUUAAGCAGCUCCCAUAUCUCCGUUGCUGCGUACAGGAAGCACUGAGACUGCAGUCAGAGGGAAUUGUGGGUCGUAAAAUUGUCAAGGAUAUAAACCUCCUGGGUUAUGACCUUCAGAAGGGUGAUCUACUGGUGCUAUGUCCAUAUUGGGCUCACAGAAAUGAGCAAUUUUUCCCUGACCCUGAAGCCUUCAAGCCCGAAAGGUGGGAGGGUGUGAGUUUCGCCCGCAUGUCCUACAGGCAGGGGUUCAUUGCCUUCGGAGGGGGCAGGUCACAGUGCCCUGGCAGGUAUUUUGCCCACAGUGUGAUGCAAAAGUUUGUGGCCUCAUUUUUAUUGCAGUUUCACUGUACACCUCACACCCCUGUACCAGCUGCUAGUAUGAUGCAUUUAGUUGGGGUCCAGCAUCCAACCAGCGAUUUCAUCGUGUCAUGUUCGAAGAGGAAUUUAUGAAAUUAUGAAAAAUGAUAUUUGAUGGACACUGACUUCAAGAUCAAGCUAUGAUUGCCUUAUUUAAGAUUCAGGAAAGUCAAUUGUAACAACUUGGCCAUCUCCUACAAGCUUUAGGAUAGCUCUUCUAAAUAGGCCUCAAGAUAUACAGCCAAACCUUGUUGGCUCGAUCUCCAAGGGACCAGCGAAAAUACCAGGAGCCUCAAGAAUUUUUACCAUCAGAAGAAUGAAAUUGUUCCUUUGCAUCCAGUUCUAGCCAGCGAGGACCUCAAUUCCAAGCGAGUUCGAACCAAUGGUGUUCAACUGUAAGGUGAUGAGGCCCCUGGUGAUUAACUCAGUUAUCAUUAUGCUAUUAAUAAAGUAGACCCAUGUAAACAGUGUACUGAAAUGAAUGAUGAUUCAAAUUAAAAGAAAUGCAGCUUGAUGAUUUUCCCUCAAACAUAAAAAUGUCCCUUCAUGGUUAAAAACACAUACUUCACAUUUUCAAUUUACCAUUAUGGACUAUUUUUGAAGAGCCGUAUUUUUUCAAAGAUCAUAACUGUUGGUAAUGGCGGAGGGGUUCCAAUUGCUGGAAAAUAUGUUCUAUAUAAUGUUAUAAGCAUAGGUGGCAGUAUCAACAUGAAAUUGUGCAUUACUGGUCGAUACUGCCCCCUAUGGUACAAAGUACAUAUAGAAUCAAUAAAGCAGGUUUUAAAGGGGU
Molecule: messenger RNA, 2187 nt
Organism: Mya arenaria
Lineage: Eukaryota; Metazoa; Mollusca; Bivalvia; Myida; Myidae
Product: 24-hydroxycholesterol 7-alpha-hydroxylase-like
Exons: 11
Coding region: 30-1490 (486 amino acids)
Molecular function (GO): iron ion binding; heme binding; steroid hydroxylase activity
Source: RefSeq, a predicted model, not a curated record